AUGUCAUUAAUGAGUGCAUUAGAUAGGGGUACGGCUUCUAUAGAUUGGUGUGAAUCAAACUACCGAUACUCUCCAAUAAUCGCCGAAUUUAUAAAUACUGUUACAAAUAUAUUAUUUCUUGUAUUUCCUGCACUAUUGAGCCAACUGUUCAAACAAUACGCCCAAACCGUUAACCGAGGAGUUUAUGUCAUUUGGUUUUUGUUUGCAACGGUAGGCAUCUGUUCGGCCUAUUUUCACGCAACUCUUAGUCUUGUGGGACAAUUGCUCGACGAGUUGGCCAUUCUAUGGCUAAUGGCGGCCGCUUUUGGCAUGUGGUUACCCCGUAGACAUUACCCGUUAUGGCUAAACAGAGACAGAAAGCAAUUUCAAUACCUAAUGUUUAGUCUAAGUUUGUUUGGGUCAAUGAUAUCGUGUUUGUAUCCCUGGUUUAACUGUAUAGCACUCAUGUGUUUAGGAAUCCCCGCAUUUGUAUUCUUGGGGAUGGAAUUAAAAGAGUGCCGUAACUCAAGAGUAAAAAGGUUAGGACUGCGAUGUUUCCUCUGUUGGAUCUUUGCAAUGUUCAGUUGGAUAUUUGAUCGACUAUUUUGUGAUGUAUGGUCUGCCGUCAACUUUCCAUAUCUUCACGGCUUAUGGCAUAUAUUGAUAGCCAUCACCUCAUAUACGAUAUGCGUUUUAUUCGCCUAUUUUGAUGCCAUUAAAGAACACGAAGAGAAACAGCCGGUUCUCAUGUUUUGGCCGCGAAAUGAGUUCCAAUUAGGCGUUCCUUAUGUGGUCCUCAAGAAUGCCAAUUGAUUUACUUAUUAUAUUCAAGUCUUCCUCUAAUAUACAACUAGUCUUAAAGCAAUUCCAUUACUGAUUAUACAAUAUUAGUGACAAUUAAUAUAUUACUACGAUA
Oppia nitens is the source of this 895-nucleotide messenger RNA. RefSeq names its product alkaline ceramidase-like (gene bwa). Gene Ontology annotation, molecular function: hydrolase activity, acting on carbon-nitrogen (but not peptide) bonds, in linear amides. Bases 1 to 792 code for a protein of 263 amino acids. Gene Ontology annotation, biological process: ceramide metabolic process. Lineage: Eukaryota; Metazoa; Arthropoda; Arachnida; Sarcoptiformes; Oppiidae. The transcript is spliced from 5 exons. The record is from RefSeq and is a predicted model, not a curated record. Gene Ontology annotation, cellular component: membrane.